Messenger RNA from Impatiens glandulifera, 2474 nucleotides. Its product is annotated as mRNA-capping enzyme-like. Gene Ontology annotation, molecular function: ATP binding; mRNA 5'-triphosphate monophosphatase activity; protein tyrosine/serine/threonine phosphatase activity. Gene Ontology annotation, biological process: 7-methylguanosine mRNA capping; protein dephosphorylation. NCBI's taxonomy places the organism in Eukaryota, Viridiplantae, Streptophyta, Magnoliopsida, Ericales, Balsaminaceae. The transcript is spliced from 18 exons. The record is from RefSeq and is a predicted model, not a curated record. The coding region runs from base 259 to 2310 and encodes 683 amino acids.
AAGUCACUCUCUGAAAGAAAGAAGGAGAGAAGUUGAGAAGCGAUUGAUCAAAAAAAGAAGGGUUUUUGUAAGAGAAAGGAGGAAGAAGAAGAAGAAGAGAUUUUCUACAGAUUAGAAAAUGUGAGGAUAUUCCUUGAGAUGAUUUGACAAGCUAGAUAGAACGGGCUUGAAAAAACUUGUUUUCAGCGAUUUUCAUUUCAUCGAACAGCUGCCUGAAUCUUUGAAAAACAAUUGUGCUUUGAUGUGUUUACGAUAAGUAUGGACCUAAAUGUAUCUCCACUUCCGGAGGAAGAUGAAGAUACUUUUGCGUCACAAUUCGAAGAAAGGGAAGCAGUACCAAGAGUGCAUAUACCACAUGCUGAUCAUAUAGAGUCUGCUGUUGCAAUCGCCAAUCGGGAGCGUGAAGAAAGACGAAGACGACUGAAACAGGAACGCGGCGAUGACAGACAAGUGAAGCCACGCCGAGAACCUGUGCAUGAUUAUCAUACCCAUCAACAGAAUCAUAGAACUUAUGAUAGAACUAAGCUUCCCCCUGGUUGGUUAGAUUGUCCUCCGUAUGGUCAGGACAUAUGUGAGAUUAUUCCUUCUAAAGUUCCGCUUAGUGACGCUUUUAAUGAAAAUGUAGCUCCUGGUAAAAGGUACUCAUUCAGACAAGUGAUGCGUAAUGUACGAGUUAUGGGAAAGCAUCUUGGUUUGGUGAUUGAUCUCACAAAUACAACUCGCUAUUAUUCACCCGAUGAGUGGAAAAAGGACGGCAUUAAACAUGUCAAGAUUCAAUGCAAGGGAAGGGGCUCCGUCCCAGAUAAUGAGGCGGUAAAUGCAUUUUUCUGCGAGGUCUCACAAUUCUUAAUUCGUCAAAAGCAAAACAAUAAUGCAAAGCAACCCAAGAAAUGUGCUCUUGUUCAUUGUACUCAUGGGCAUAACAGAACUGGUUACAUGAUCGUUCAUUAUCUUAUGCGGACUUCAGCGAUGCCUGUUACCCAGGCCAUAAAAAUAUUUGCUGAUGCACGCCCACCAGGAAUUUACAAAGAAGAUUAUAUUGAUGCCUUAUACACGUUUUAUCAUGAGAGAAAGCCUGAAAUAGUUGUUUGUCCGCCAACACCUGAGUGGAAAAGAUCCUCAGAGCUAGAUCUCAAUGGUGAUGCUUUGCCUGAUGAUGACGACGAUGGGAACUCUACUGUUCCAAUACUGGUUGAAAAUCAUGUCCCUAAUGUAGUGAUGACGAAUGAUGACAUUUUGGGAGAUAGUAUACCAUUUGACCAGCAAGAUGCAUAUAGACAAUUUUGCUACCAUGCACUGAAGCUAACUUCUGGGCCUAGGGGAAAUGCUCAAUUUCCAGGAUCACAUCCAGUCUCCUUUAGCAGGGAAAAUCAACAAUUGCUAAGGCAGCGCUAUUAUUAUGCCACAUGGAAAGCUGAUGGAACACGUUAUAUGAUGCUUAUUACUGUGGAUGGAUGUUACUUAAUUGAUAGGAAUUUUAAUUUUAGGAGGGUCCAAAUGAGGUUUCCUUGUAGAAUCCAUGGUGAAGGGGCACCUGAGAGACAUCACCAUUAUACACUACUUGAUGGUGAGAUGGUUAUUGAUUUAUUGCCAGACUCACAGAAACAGGAAAGAAGAUAUUUGAUCUAUGAUCUCAUGGCAAUUAACCAAGUCUCUAUUAUCGAGAGGCCCUUUCACGAGCGUUGGAAAAUGCUAGAGAGAGAGGUUAUCGAGCCUCGGAACCUUGAACGUAUCGAGAAUAGAAAUUCAUAUUAUAGAUAUGAGAUGGAGCCAUUCAGAGUAAGAAGAAAAGCCUUCUGGUUGCUUCCAACUGUUAACAAACUUCUUGGUGGAUUCAUUCCGUCGCUAUCGCAUGAUGCGGAUGGUCUUAUUUUCCAGGGUUGGGAUGAUCCUUACAUACCUCGAACACAUGAAGGCCUCUUGAAAUGGAAGUAUGCUAAUAUGAAUUCAGUUGAUUAUCUUUUCGAGAUGGUUGAUAGUAAGCAACAACUAUAUUUGUUCGAGCGGGGAAAGAAGAAAUUGAUGGAUGGAAGUAGAGUUGUUUUUAGCGAGGGGGAUCCCGAGUCGUAUGCUGGAAAGAUUGUAGAGUGUUCUUAUAAUGCGGAGGAAGAUGUGUGGGUUUGCAUGAGAAUCAGAACCGACAAAGCAACUCCAAAUGAGUUCAGGACAUACAGAAAGGUGAUGCAAAGCAUAAAGGACAAUAUAACGGAGGAUAUCUUAUUGUCGGAGAUUGAAGAGAUUGUCCAAUUACCCAUGUAUGCCGAUAGAAUAAAAGCCGAUACCAAGAGUCAUCAUAAAAUGAGACGAUAAAAUUUUGUUUUUUUUUCUUAAACUUUUAAAAAAAAUGUUUCUAUCAUUCCAUUGGAAAUGACACACAAGUGUAGGUUGGUAAUUAGGUAACUAAAAUUGUCAAAGAUUAGUGUUUUUACAUUCUUGGUAAAUUAUUUAAUAUUUUUAUAUAUGCUUCUCUUGAU